Molecule: messenger RNA, 2869 nt
Organism: Amoebophrya sp. A120
Lineage: Eukaryota; Dinophyceae; Syndiniales; Amoebophryaceae
Source: the annotation of a GenBank genome assembly
CUUGUGUUGACCAGAAGAGAAGAAAAAUGCCAAGAUUGCCUUGGUGUUUGUCUGCGUUGCGCUUGUGGCUUUUCGACGACAUAGCUAGCUGUAGCGCAUUUUUGUUUUCAAGAUCUUUGUUAAACGUUGAUGUGGAGUCGAGACUUUUGUAGAAGUUUCGCUGAAUGAUGGCUGGUACCAAAACUGUACAAAAAUGACUCGUUUCACUCUGAUUUGCUGCGCUGCUUUCUCUGCUAGCAGAAUGAUUUCUGUGGGCGCAGCGCAGCCUCAUCGUCAUCUGUUUUCCGCUAACCCCGCCGCUGUGCCCUCCACUUGGUCAACAUCUGCAGGUUCCGACUCCGCGGCUGAGUCAGAAAUGCGAGCCUGGACUGAUUUCUAUUGGCCGAAACCAAGCGCUGAGCCGUAUUACAGUGUGACAAUAGCUCCCUGUUCCUGGAUAGACAGGCGCCUGACGUCAUUUUCAUCAAAGCAAGACACCAGCAGUAGCCCAGGCUCGACACCCAAACACCGAAGUAAAAGUCCCACGACCAGUGCAGAAGAGCCGCAACGUCGCUCCUGGCGAACGAAGUCGCCGAAGAGCGGCACGACGAUAGCUGUGCCGAAGAGUCCAACACUGUGCGAGAGCGGCGCCCGGUGUCUGCCUUCCUCUUUCGUGCUUCCGUGCACGGGAGCUGGUUUUCAACUUCGCAUCACCCCGCUGGACGAGGAGGUGAGCAAAAACGACGUGGAGAAGAAGCGCGAUGCUUUCUGUCGGCGAAAUGUCGCGGUUGCAAAUGAGCAGACGGAUGAAGACGGCGUGGCAUCUUCGUGUCAAACAGCUUGUGCGACGAGUUCUUCGAACUAUCGAGCAGAAUGGACGACGGAGUGCGAAGAAUGCGAGCUGGACUCUGUGAAGAAGAUUCUUUCGGACGAAGAGCAUUGCAGCGAUGAGCGCCAGAGAGUACCAGCAGCGGCCCGAGAGGGAGCAUCAGCCGCAAAUUGUAGUUCUUUUCCUUUGAAUCUGCCGGCAUCUUCCCUCGCCACGGUACAACUUGAGGUGCCGCGCCCGAAGCCUCGGGACCUGUUGAUUUCCAGUGAGCGCGAGGCCAUACAGUUUGCGCAAAACCGAGUGCAAGAUCGGCUUUUGUUUCAAGAUUUUCUGCAAUUUUACGCGUUUUUUCUGCAGACCGUGCAGCUGUCUGCGUGGGAGGCGGAACAGGCGGCGCUUCUGAAGUUGCGCGACGGCAUCACCCAUUUCCCGCUGUGGAAGACCUGCUACGAUCGUGCCUGCCGAGUCGAGGAUGAUCAUAGAGUCAUGCCGUCAGCAGCAGUGCCACUGUAUCGGUCCAACUCGAAGCAGAGGGUCAAGGGACCGGGCCCCCCGCCGCGUCCGGUGUUGGCGCUCAUGUCCUCGUUCCGCUCGCGAGACGCAGAGCGAAGAGCGGACAAGUGGUAUCAACAGUCGAUAAACUGCGGAACGCUCUGUUUUGCGGAUGAUGAGCAAGAAACAGAAGAUGCGAAGGUAGGACUCGGGCGGGUAAUCAAGGCAAAAUCUGUAGCCAAAAAGAACGGCGCACGAAGUACCCGUUCAAAGACGGAGCCGAGUUUUGUGUUAUCCCCCGCGCGCUCGCAUCAAGGUUUAGCGGGGAUGAUCUCGGUUAUAGAAGACGAUAGCAGUACAAAAUCAGAGAGGACCUCCGGUAACAACGCGCGACUGCAUAGAAGAACAAGUGCACCUUCUACAUCCCCGCGACGAGACCGUGAUGGCGAAGUGUUUGAGUUCACGCGCUGGCUUUCGGAGCUUGACAGCGGGGGCAAGAAAGAGGCAAUGCAAAAAGCGCGGGCGAGAACUGAUCUCGGGCUCGGCCUCAUAGCGACCGCGCUAGACCCGCCGCGGACGCCGACAGGUGAAGUAGUGCAGAUCCGACCACGCAAGGGGGACGAACAGUAUGUCGACGAUUUGGCUCCUCCACGGCAACCGUGGUCAGCACCCACUACGCCCUCCACUGCAACGGCGGUCAGCAGUUGUGCGACAACACCCCUGCACUUUUUCUGUGACGCCGAGGCACCUUCUCACACGGCUCCCGGUCCACCGGCCCGGACCAGUCAGUUUGCGGUGGACCACCCGCAGGAGUCUUCGCCCGUGGUUCCCACUUCCACCCCUCCGGGAGGCUUUCAUCAAAAGCACGGCGUCGCUGCGUAUCGUGGUGGAAGCGAGCGUCGGUCAGGGGGGGCCACACCAGUUGUGCAGGACCAGUAUGUAGAUGAUAUUCGGUAUGGUUCUUGUAGCAGCACCGGUGCUCAUGAUGUUCCUGUACCUGCGGGAUGUCGUGAUGCUGCUGGGCAGGAUGGAAUUUCAGCACACAUCAGACCGACAACGCCGAAGUCGACAGUCGUGGACGAUUUGCUCAAAAAAUACGACGUGCCCCGCCGGCCGCGGAGCAAAUGCGGGGGUCGUACUAGCGGUCUUGAAACACCGACCUCGGACGAAUGCGAUGAUAACGAGCUAACAGAAAUUUGUAUCGGAGUUGGAAUCGGUGAAGGAACUAGUAGUGCUCUGGAUCAUGCAGAACAGAAAAAUUCCCCAUCGUCAGAGAAGUCGUCCUCCACACAGGAGAUGUACUAUCACCAACCUCAAGAUGACAACAUGCAUCGGCUACCAUCUUUCUUUCCCGCACCGGUCACGCUCGUCACGAUUCAGCAACAAAGCAUGCAGCAGGAAGGAAUGAGGGAGGUAAGGGAGGACACAGAAGUGAAAGACGUUGAUGGUGGUCCAGCAACGUCUUACAAUUUGUACUCCGGCAACGUGAAGGGUUUUCGCAGAUUGAUGGCGGCGCAGAGUAUUCUUCCAUCGUUUGACAGCCCGGAAACAGGCCUUCACCUGGAUUGA